AUGUCUAUCUAUCUAUCUAUCUAUCUAUCUCAAUCUCUUCAAUAUCUAUCUACGUUCAGUAUCUAUCUAACUGUCUGUCUAUUUAUCCAUUUAUCUAUCACAAUCUGUUCAAUGUCUAUCUAUCUAUCUAUAUAUCUAUCUAACUAUCUGUUCAAUAUCUAUUUAUUUAUCUAUCUAUCUCAAUCUCUUCAAUAUCUAUCUAUCUAUGUUCAGUAUUUAUCUAACUGUCUGUCUGUCUAUUUAUCCAUUUAUCUAUCACAAUCUAUCUAUCUAUCUAUCUAUGUUCAAUGUAUAUCUAUCUGUCUAUUUAUCUAUCUCAAUCUACUCAAUAUCUAUCUAUCUAUCUAUCUAUUUAUGUUCAGUAUCUAUCUAUAUAUUUAUCUAUCUCAAUCUGUUCAAUAUCUUUUGUUCAUAUCUAUCUAUCUAUCUAGACCCAUCUAUAUCCAUCUAUCUAUCUAUCUAUCUAUCUAUAUAUAUAUAUAUAUAUAUAUAUAUAUAUCGUUUUCCGUAUCUAUCUAUCUAUCUAUCUAUCUCUCACUCACUCACUAUCUAUCUAUCUAUCUAUAUAUAUAUAUAUAUAUAUAUAUAUAUAUAUAUAUAUCCUUUCCCUAUCUAUCUAUCUAUCUAUCUCACUCACUCUAUCUAUAUCUAUCUAUCUAUUUUGUUCAUAUCUAUCUAUCUAUCUAUCUAUCUAUCUAUCUAUCUAUCUAUCUAUUUUUCUCAGUUUGUUCAUAUCUAUCUAUCUAUCUAUCUAUCUAUCUAGUUUGUUCUAUGCAUAUCUAUGUAUCUGGACCUGUCCAUAUCUAUCUAUCUAUCUAUCUAUCUAUCUAUCUAUCUCAAGAUCACAACAAACGGGCUCCUUAUCAAUAA
Acanthosepion pharaonis is the source of this 870-nucleotide messenger RNA. The record is from the annotation of a GenBank genome assembly. NCBI's taxonomy places the organism in Eukaryota, Metazoa, Mollusca, Cephalopoda, Sepiida, Sepiidae.